AUGUCCGAAGCCGAGGCAGUGAUCCGCAAUCAGUCCGGCUAUAUCAACCACACGGCCAAGAAGGACUACGGGCCCUUGGAGUUUACCGGGAGAAUUGCUGGGGGACUGAGGCUGGACUUGCGUAGGCGGCUGCCGCUUUACGCGAGCGACUGGACGGAUGCGUUCAAGGCGGAGAACUUCCAAAAGUCUUUGUCGUCCAUUCUCUACCUCUUUAUCGCAGCCUUGGCGCCCGCCAUCACCUUCGGAAGCCGCUUCUUGGACGGCACCAACGGCCAGUUUGGAGUGCUGGAAAUGAUUAUGUCGACAGCUGUCUCUGGCGUGAUCUUCUCCACCUUCGCAGGGCAGCCCUUGUCCAUCCUCGGAGCGACCGGUCCAUUCCUGGCGUACACCCUUGUGGUGUAUGACAUGGCGGUGGGUGCCGAUGUGGAGUUCAUGCCCUUCUACUUCUGGGUUUGCAUGUGGUGUUCGCUCUUCACCAUUUUGGUCGCGGUCUUCGACCUCUGUGCUCUCAUGAAGCAUGUGACCAUGUUCUCGGAAGACAUCUUCGCGGGGCUUAUUUCUUUGAUCUUUAUCAUCGUAGGUCAGCAAGUGUACACGGCUGAAUUGAAACAUCGUGGCGUGCCCAAUCAACCGUUGACCAUUCCGGGGCGCAGGCCUAUCAUCGAGAACUUCUCGGAGAACAAGAUGAGCCUGACCAGUGCCAUGUUCGAGGCCCUGCUCUUCAUGUACACUUUUGGUUUGGCGACCUACCUGUCCCACUUCCGCCGCACGCCUUGGCUGCUCCGGCCCAUCCGCAACCUCAUGGCCAACUUCGCAGUGACCAUCUCCCUGGUCACGGCUUCGGCCCUGGCAGCGAUCUAUUCCAGCGACACGAACCUGAGGAUGCUGAGCGUCGACGCGGACUUCUCCCCGAACCUCGUCUUGUCGGAUGGCAGCAAGCGGCCCUGGGUCGUGAAUCCCAUGGGCAUCGAGCGCUCCUUCCCGGCCUGGGCCAUUGCUUACGCGAUACUGCCAGCAAUUGGUUUCGCCGUGCUGGGAUACCUGGACCAGAACCUCACGUCUGUGAUCGUGAACAGGUUUGUCAGGGGAGCUUUGACGCUGCCCGUUUGCGCCGUAUUGGGCCUGCCUCUGUCGGUGGCCUCGACGGUACCUAGCAUCACCCACGUGAUCUCGCUGACCACCUAUGAGGUGAAGCAGCUGCCGGAGGGCGAGCGCAAGGUACCGAGCAAGGUCGUGGAGCAGCGCGCGACGAAUUUUCUGAUUCACGUGCUUAUUGGCUGUGCGCUCUUCCUGGCGCCGGCGCUGAAGUUCCUGCCGCGGGCCGUGUUGCAGGGCGUGUUCUUCUACAUGGGCAUCGCAAGCUUGACCGGCAACAACCUUUUCGACCGCCUCUUCCUGUGGCUAAUCUGGGACCCGGCCAAGUACCCACAGUACCACUACAUCCAGAAGCUCCCCAUCCGCCGCGUGCACCUCUACACCCUGGUGCAGGAGACGUCCGUUGUCUUCCCUUUCUUCAUGGCUUCCCUGGCCAUCAUCCGGAAGGCCAUGCGCUUCCUCUUCACGCAGGAGGAACUGGAGCUGCUGGACAGCCUCCCAGCUGAGGAGGAGGACGGCAAGGUGCUGCGGGGGUUCUUUUUCCUAGAUGUUUGA
Molecule: messenger RNA, 1650 nt
Organism: Symbiodinium natans
Lineage: Eukaryota; Dinophyceae; Suessiales; Symbiodiniaceae
Source: the annotation of a GenBank genome assembly